AUGAAGUGGUUUAAUAACGUUCGCACGAGCUAUCACCUUUACGGAGUUCAGAGUUACAAUAACUUGGAUCGAGUCAGUAAAUUUGAUACUGCCUUUUUAUUGUUAAACAAAGUGUGUCCAAAAGGCUGGGCUUCGCGCGGAAAGUCAUGUUACCUUGUGAUCGACAUACGAGUCUCAAAGUGGAGUGACGCGCGAAGAACAUGCCAGAAUUUGGGAGGAGACCUUGCCGUCAUCAAAUCUGCCGAUGAAAAUAAGUUCAUCUUCGACCUGGUGAAGAAGCAGAAGACAGUCACAACCUGCGGUGUGUGGCUUGGCCUCAACAGAAAGGCAGAUAACAAGUUCUACUGGGUGGAUGGUACUCCAGAGGCAGGGCAGUACUCUGCUUGGGCGAGCGGGGAACCAAACUCCGUUUCCGAAAAGUGUGGGCACAUGUAUGGAACUGGGAGCAGGCAGGGAAAGUGGAAUGACUUGCCUUGUCAGAUUUCGUAUUCAAGCCAUACUCCAGUUGUUCUUUGCCAGAAAAAGGCUAACUGAGGCAGCUGGCAGUUCCGCGAGUUUUUUCCGAUAAGUUUAUUAGUCGAUCUUCAAAAGAUCUCACUAGGUAUUUAGAAAAUACGAUGUACUGCUACUAAUUAAACCUUUGAUCCUGUUGAAAAUAAACUUUGUUGUGGAUAAAUAAAGAUAAAAUCUGA
This is a messenger RNA of Stylophora pistillata, 692 nucleotides long. Its product is annotated as perlucin-like protein. The record is from RefSeq and is a predicted model, not a curated record. Lineage: Eukaryota; Metazoa; Cnidaria; Anthozoa; Scleractinia; Pocilloporidae.